UAGACACUCGAGCGCCCGUUUUCUCGCAGUUCCCGCGUCGUUUCAGCGCGCGCGCGUGCGUAUACAGAGUAGUAGGCAAUUUUCGUAAUUCGCUGAUUGAAAAAUCGCGGCAAUCGUUUCAGCGUUGUUUUCCUAUGACAAGCAGCAGAUCGUCUGUGCUCAGUGCCUCUAAAAUGAUGACAAAAAUUAUGCAUUUCGCGACGAUACAAGUUUGGUGAAAUAGUUCGACGAUACUCGCGCGCAAGUUCCUCGAAUAUUGCAAAGAGAAAAAUACAUCGCUCGACGCGAGUCUGUGUGUUGUGAGUGAAAUGUGUGCGUGCGUGUAUGUAAAUUUGCGUGUGUUUAUACAACGAGAAGGCCGUGUGUGUUGAGAAUUAUCAUUAGUAUUAUCGCACCAAAGCGAGUGCCUCGAGACAUAACAUCCACAGGAAUUAGCAAAUCAACGAGGCUCGCCGGACAAAUUUGAUUAAAUGUUUAAAUUCGUGACGUUGGACUAUCACGCGCACGACACCAUACUCUACGAUCAUGCGAAUCUCUCCCCAUGCAGACUAUAAUCAUGAAUUAUAACUCACGACGAAAGAAUAACAAAUCUGAUUUAUAACGAAAUUACAUGUAUGUUGAUCAAACGUAUAAUGAUACCAAGGACGAUAAACUUAAAAGAUUGUCAAGAUUUCGAGCAUAGGACACAUCAAGCGCACGCAUCUAUUUAUUAUUUUUAUUUAUAAAAACAAUAAAUAAAUGUGCCUCCUUUUUACUACGUAUGCAGUAGUAGCUGAUCAGACGAUUAUACACAGGGAGCAAUUAGCAAAGGCACAUGUCGGACUAGCAAACAAUUGUAUCACUGCUUUGUUUGAUUACAUCUCUAUUACGCGCAGUACUUAUUAAUUGUCUGUGUAAACAAUGAAAGUUUUUUAUUGAUGAGAGUAAAGAGGAAUCUACGUGCCUGACAGUCGUAUCUAUCGAGUUUGCAACUUCUUUCUUUGCAUUGCUAUUUAUUGGGAUUUUUCAAAGAUGCAUCAUCAUCGCAAUUACUUUUUGAACAAGAAUGGCACCGUCAUAUCAACCGCAGCCGAGGAUGGCAUCACAGGAAUUCAAUCGUCAGAAAACGAUACGAAUUCUCUGCAAUCUCUGUCACAUCUGGAUGCACCGGCGAACGUAGCCCUUUAUAUGCUCUGUGCCAUGAUUUCGCUGAUGGCUUUCGUCGGAGUCGCAAUUGUCCUCCUUGCCUUUGGAUUCAGCAAGCUGAGAAAGCGCGAGGACGCCCAGAUGGCCGCGGCGGCCAACGUCAACGGCAACAACGUCGUCAACAGCCAGAGCUGCGACGUCGAGACCGGUGGCAUUGUCAAUCGCGCCAUGAGCGUGAGCUCGCUCAGCCUCGACGCGGCCAACGCCAACGCCAAGAACAUCAACGGCAACUGCAUCAGAGACGCGGCUUUCGUCGCCGCCUCCAUCCAAGCUGCCGCUGCUCUACAGCAGGACAACAACAACACCUGCAACAAUAACAACAACAAUAACAACAACAACAACACGACGUCGAUGCUGUACGCCGCUGCCUCGCAGUCGCAGAAUGGCACGAAUCAGCAGCAGCAGCAGGAAAGACCGGAUUGCAUUUGGCAGUUUCCACCGCCUUUUCCACCGACCAAGUACAAGCCACCGACGUUCGAGAUGUACAACGAUCAGGACAACCUCGUACAUGGGCAGCAAGGCUUGAAAAGUUUGCGGAAGAAUCUCGGCGGACGCUGGCGUCGCCUUGUCCGAAGAAAGUCCGAGGACAAUUGCGCUUUGACGCCGGAGCUCAAGAGCCAGUUAAGGCACAUCUACGUCUAUUGACCGACUAAUAAAAAAUACCAAUAAUGGCCCCCCUGCGCAUCGACGAGUGCCUAUCCUCAUCGACCAGCAGCUGCGGAGCAGAGUAAUUAACAAAAAUUCAAUCUGCUCUCGAUCGUCGCCGCAGGGACGGAAGGCAACAACAACACAUAUCUCUAAAAUAACUCCUUUGCAUCGAACAUACCUCUACAAAUGGCAAUGCCUGUGUAUUUAUCGUAUUAUUUUUUCCUUUAUUCUUCUGCUACGGCUUUACUCUCAGCCUUUAGAAACCUAACGAUAAUUAAGAUUAAGAAUUACAUUUUUAAGAAGAUGUAUGCGUGCGCUUGAAUAUGUGAUAUUAAUUGAGAAACGGACGGAAUCACAAGAAUCAUCGAUGUAUUAUAUUCGCGCGUGAUGAUGAUGAUAAUGAUGAUGAUGUACGAAUGUAUCUCGUUGAAUUACGUGCGUGCGUUUGUUUCACAACAAAAUCAGAAGAAACCGUUAUUCUUUGACUAUUACUGUCAUAUGUGAUGUGCUGGAUUAUAUAUAUGUACGUAUACAAUUUCUACAACCGAUGGAUCACAUAUGUAUACAUAUAUAUAUUCUGUUAUAUAGAUAAUUUUUAAUAUACAUAUAUUGUUUAAGGCGAUAAAAGUAAGGAAUUAUUGAGAGCUCGCGCGCGCACACAUAUAUCCACACAUAUCGUCUAGUUGAAAUUUUUCCACAUUUUUAUAUUAUACAAUAUGUGUGCGAAUGAUUUAACAGAUUAAAAAUGCUUGGCGUGAAAAAAAACCGAUACACUAUGCGUAUCAUAUAGGCGAGUCGCUCUUGACCCAUUGACGAUGGAAGUUUUUUUCACUCAAUUUCCGAAACCAUUCCGAUAAAUUCUUCAUCUUAUUUUCUUUUUCUUCUCGGCUAAGUGGCUGCAGUUGUUUUCGAAAUUAAAUAUCUUAUAAAUAAAUACAGAGUUAAAUAGCGAUUUGUAGAUCGUGACGUUUUUUCAGAAUUUUUCAAAACUUUGAAAGAGAUAGUAUCCGGCAUGAGCGAUUCGCCUAAAUGGAGUUAUUCUAAGGACAUUUUUGUCUUUUCCAAAACCAUACAGUAGUGAUAAACUGUUGCUGAAAAGAUGAAAACAAAAAAACAAAAAAUGUAUUGAGAAAACAAAGCAUAAUCGAUUUGUUUAAAAAACGCCAAGGCAAAGAGAAUUAGCUAGUUAUUCGCAACUAAUUUUUAAGAAUUUCGUAUUAUUACACCGAGGCGUAAAUUAUAUCAUUGUAUCAAUUGUGAGAAUUCAAAAUUCAUCAAUAAUACAAGAAAAAUGAAAACAAGCCUUUACCAUGAGACUGAACGGUGUUGCUAGUUUGUGUAAUGAUGGGAUAAUAAUUUUUUGUCGAGAUUUCGUUAGAAUUAAGGAAAAAAAUUAAUCCAAUGUAAAUUUCAAUUCAGAGAAAGACGUGUACGACCGAUUCGGGAAUUGUUUCCGGUCGCCGAGUGCGAUCGUUUGAAAAAUUUCCAAUCAAAUUCACCGACCUGGUCGAUGCGUCUAACUCACUGUUUGGGUCCAUUCGAUUUUAUUAGACGAAAAAAAACCGAGCCAUUUUUACCAGGCAGUGUGAACGUAUUAGUAUUAUUAUGUCAUUGAUAAAAGAUGAAAUAAGUGGAAAAAAAAGAAAUGAACAGAAAAUGAACUAAAAGAUUUCAAUGCAAACACAAAAACCGCGCUAUGUAAAUAAUUGUACAAAACAAAGUGCUAAAGCAAUAAGGAAAAUUAUCAUACGAUUAUUAUAUUUUUACUUCUUAAUUUUAAUAAGAAAUACUUUUACUAAAAUAGUUGAUAAUUUUUAGAGAUAAAAUUCGUGCCGAUUGCUUGGUUUACUACAA
Messenger RNA from Trichogramma pretiosum, 3687 nucleotides. RefSeq lists its product as uncharacterized. The record is from RefSeq and is a predicted model, not a curated record. NCBI's taxonomy places the organism in Eukaryota, Metazoa, Arthropoda, Insecta, Hymenoptera, Trichogrammatidae. The coding region runs from base 1012 to 1830 and encodes 272 amino acids. The transcript is spliced from 6 exons.